Triticum aestivum (bread wheat) is the source of this 1097-nucleotide messenger RNA. RefSeq lists its product as uncharacterized. The record is from RefSeq and is a predicted model, not a curated record. The transcript has 2 exons. Lineage: Eukaryota; Viridiplantae; Streptophyta; Magnoliopsida; Poales; Poaceae. Bases 186 to 848 code for a protein of 220 amino acids.
CUCGACCUCAAGUCUCAGCUCCACCCGCGUGGAUAAGCUCGCACCGCUCGUGCUCUGCUCUCCCUCCCAGACACACACACACACACUGCACACUACACACGCUCUCUCUCUCUCUCUCUGCUUGGCGAUCUUCUGUACCGAGCUCGCGAGGAGGAAAGCCGCCGCCGCAUCGAUCUCUCUCGACCAUGGCCGCGCGAGCACUGACCGCCGCCGGCCGCCGGGUGGCCGGCCGGACCGGGACGACGCCUCUUCUCGCCUCCCGCAGGAACGGAGUCAGCAUGAACCACUCCUCGGCCAGCGCGCGGCGGGAGGAGGAGCCGUACAAGGACGUCCGCGCCGCCGCUGCGGCGAUGACGGGGGCGCAGGUGGAGGCGGCGCUCAACCGCAAGAACGUCGAGGUGCUCCAGGGCGAGGAGCACGUCGCCACGGUGCUGCCGGACGAGACCAUCGGCGGCGCGCUGGACGGCGGCGAGGACGCGGCGUGGGUGCCCGACCAGGACACGGGCGUCUUCGGCCCCGCCCACGUGGAUACCCACGGCGGCGGCUCGGCUGCCGCUCCACCGCACCUGUUCGGAGGUGCCACGGAGGGGUCAGCGGCGUCUUCGGCCGACCAGGACACGGGCGCCUUCGUCCCCGCCGAUGCCGAUGCCGAUGCCUACACUGACACCCACGGCGGCGGCGCGCGUCCCGCCCCACCGCACCUGUACGGAGGCGUGGGCGGGACGGCGUCGGUGCUGGACCAGGCGGUGUUCGUCCGGGAGGAGGACAUAGAGGACGUCGAGAAGCCCGCCGCCAUCGACAUGGGCAAUGCCAACGCAGACGUCAACGGCAGCAUCAAGAACUACUAGUGCAACUUACUUAGUUCCAUCGAUCAGUCGGUGCUCUGUAGUUUCAGUAAGCUAGUUAGUACUGCCCCUGCCUCCCUAGUGGAGUAGAACAGAAUAAAUCACAGGCGAAGCUAUUCAGUAACGUUCACGUGCUUGCUUACCUAUUUACUCCCUUUGUUUCAGAAUAAUUGAAGUUCUGGAUUUGUCUCAACUCAAUCUUGUUUAAGUUUGACAAGACUACAGAAAUAUAUACUAUUAUCAUCUCGAACG